AUGUACGCUGACCAAUCCGACGCCACGCCCUUCGACAUGCGCCGGCAUGUGCCUCGCGCCAACGUCGACAUUUCCAGCCUUCGGACAUUCAGCUGCUGGGAGCGCUUCGACCUCUUAUUCUGCCCUACCUGCUCAAGCCCGGUCUUCUGUGCCUUCAAAGAUCCGGCCAGGAAUCUGGGAGUGGUCACUGGUGCGCUCGGUAACGUGGACAUCGGAGGUCGCCAGUUGAUCAAGUUCGGUGGGCAGGGUUUCGUGGCCGACACGGAGGAUGGUGGUGCAAGUCCUUGGCUCUGUGCUCUCAAUGGUGAAGGGGAGGAUCUGAAGCGGUAUGAAAGUGUGGUAGCCGGUCGUGGCCCUGGAGCGAAGGAGUUACCUGCAGACUGGCCACAGUCGUCCACUCUUCCGGAACUCAAAGCGAAAGAGGAAGAAAGUGUACCAAUACGCUGCAAAUGUGGCGGGGUAGAUCUGGUCCUCCAGCGUGGCGAUUACAAGCACAUGGCCCAGGAUGAGCUUCCCUCCAACGUCGAACCUGUCAGUAGGAAGCUCAAAGCCGGCUUCUGUGGAUGCGACAGCUGCAGAUUGCAAAGUGGGAGUGACGUCUUUGACUGGACGUACGCAGAGACGAAGUACAUAUCCUUCGGAAAGGACAGCAGCAAAGCCUUCCCCAAAGACAUGUACGCCCUCAACGAACUCAUCGACGCGGAAGACCCCGCUGUGGGUACGCUGAAGUACUACAACUCUUCGCCUGAUAUCUAUCGCCACUUCUGCGACACCUGUUCCGCAGUGGUCUUCUACACUACUGGCAAACGGCCACAGAUUUUCGACAUCGCUAUUGGCCUGUUGGAGUCUAAGGAUGGAGCUCGAGUUGAAAACAUGCUGUAUUGGCCUUUUGGAAUUACGUUCAGUUUCCAGGAAGAUGGUGAUGGUGGGUGGCGAGAGGGUGUGUAUAAGAGGCUGAGAACCAAGGCGGAGGAGUGGCGCAUUGCAAGGGGAUACCCGAAGAAUUGGAAGAGCAGUGCUGAGUAUCAAGACAUCAAAUGA
Messenger RNA from Alternaria hordeiaustralica, 1041 nucleotides. RefSeq lists its product as uncharacterized. The record is from RefSeq and is a predicted model, not a curated record. Lineage: Eukaryota; Fungi; Ascomycota; Dothideomycetes; Pleosporales; Pleosporaceae. The coding region runs from base 1 to 1041 and encodes 346 amino acids. The transcript is spliced from 2 exons.